UCCAAUAUUAUAUGGCAUGCCUAUUUUUGUAGCUUGGCCUCUAUAAUUCAAUAAGUUUGAAAAUGGGGAAAGAUGUAAAAGAAAGCCCUGGUUUAACCUCAAUCCAGUUAGGGUGAAAUGGUGAACCCAAUUCAGUUUUGUUCUGUUAAUUUGGGCAGAGCCACCACAUGAGUUAUGUUCUGUUAGUUUGGCAGAGGCAUCACAUUUCAUCUUAGAUCUCAUCUCUGGUGGUGGCCUGGUACAAACUUGUUGCCAGUACUAUUACAUGUCUGUCUGCAUGUCCUUAUGAUAAAUACAUUGAAUUCUGGUUGCAUGAAACGAGUUUUUUCCAUCAUGUAUCUUGAUUGGCAUCAUAUUCUUAAAAGCUUUCAAAAUCAGCUCAUGAGUGUAUUAGAAAUGUAUAUCCAUUCAAUAUUCUACAUUUCUUUUGAUGUAUGGAGUAGACCUGUCACUUAUUUCAUAGUUGUAUGAACUGAUUUAUAUGUCUAAUUGUUUAGUGAGAGAACUUCAUAAUAAAUUUGGAACUUGGUUAGGUGCCAACUAUAAUAGUGAAACAUCAGUCACCAUUCAGGUGGUAAUAGAAAUACAUUGUUUUAUUGAUCAGAGAUCUGAGAUGGAAGAAUUAGUUGCAGAAAAACAGGAAGUUGUUUCUCAGUUGCAAGAGAAUUACCAGAAAUUGGAGGAUUCUGUAAUUGCUGCGAAGAAGCUAACUUCACGUCGUCACAUACAAUUAACCAAGCUGCAUAAAUGUUAUCUGCACAUGAGAGACUGUGAUGAGAGAUUCAAACAAGCGGAACAAGAACUCCAGUGGCUUGUGGAUUCAACUGCAACUGAGUUGGGAAACGGCGGGGGAGGUGUUGGUGAUGACAUAAUCACAAAUGGGAGGGCUUGA
Molecule: messenger RNA, 892 nt
Organism: Salvia splendens (bonfire salvia)
Lineage: Eukaryota; Viridiplantae; Streptophyta; Magnoliopsida; Lamiales; Lamiaceae
Exons: 4
Coding region: 482-892 (136 amino acids)
Source: RefSeq, a predicted model, not a curated record